Molecule: messenger RNA, 1085 nt
Organism: Manduca sexta (tobacco hornworm)
Lineage: Eukaryota; Metazoa; Arthropoda; Insecta; Lepidoptera; Sphingidae
Product: doublesex- and mab-3-related transcription factor A2-like
Exons: 4
Coding region: 1-1011 (336 amino acids)
Biological process (GO): regulation of transcription by RNA polymerase II; sex differentiation
Cellular component (GO): nucleus
Molecular function (GO): DNA-binding transcription factor activity, RNA polymerase II-specific; RNA polymerase II cis-regulatory region sequence-specific DNA binding; protein binding
Source: RefSeq, a predicted model, not a curated record
AUGUCUCGUACGCCGAAGUGCGCGCGCUGUCGAAACCACGGCGUGGUGUCUGCUCUGAAGGGACACAAGCGGUAUUGUCGCUGGCGGGACUGCGUAUGCGCAAAGUGCACGCUCAUCGCUGAACGACAGAGGGUCAUGGCGGCGCAGGUGGCUCUCCGACGGCAGCAAGCUCAAGAGGAGAACGAAGCGCGGGAACUGAACCUGCUAUACGCCGGUCAGACCACCUCCGCGCCGCACCACUAUACUGACAUUCCCGAGGAUUCUCCUGUUCAAAAGCGCGCUCGCAUCACAGAAGUAUGCUCGACCAGCCCGUCACCAUCAGCAGAGCAAUCCCAAGAAGUCAAAACUCCCACCACAACCCCGCCUCUAACCACACCACCCCCACAAUCCCCAUCAGACCACGAGCUGAAUGUCGAAGAGGAACCUGAGGAGUCAGAAACUUCACUUACUCCAGAAAACCUGUCUAUGAAGGAGGCCAGAAACGAAGAACUUCCCGUGAAAAAAGAGGAAGAGAAAUGGGACAACAAUGACUACAAAUACAAAAUGUUCAGGCGUAAGGAAAUGGCCGAACCGGUGCCAGAAGAAAGCCAUUACCAGAACCAGAAAUCCCCUGUCGAUGUCCUGAUCAAAGUCUUUCCUAGACGCAGUCGGCAGGAGAUAGAAGCUAUUCUGGCCAGGUGCAAGGGUGACGUCGUAGCUGCCAUGGAAAUGAUGAUAAACGGCCCAGAAACACCUUAUCAGGAGUCUCCACCGUAUCUUCAGAAUUACCAAUCGAAAUCCGCCUUUUCUCCCCUGUCAAACCAAAGCUUCAAGUUUUCUCCAUCUAGAAGAUUCCUCACUCCUCCUUACAGUGGGACAGGGUACCUUCCAACCGUGAUACGGCCGCCUCCAGAGUACCUUUCCUCGUUCAUGCCACCAUCGGAGCUGAUGUAUGGGCGACAGCUUCAAGUGCAGUCCCCUGGCACUUCUCCCACGUCAGAUAAUACUAAUAACGAAGGAUUUUCCGAUUAGGGGUACCUGAAUUGGACAGUUCUUUAAGAGCUAGGCUCUUCGUCUAUUGAUUUCGGAAACGAUGAGCAACUAUU